UUAUUUUGACAUGACAUAAACUGACGUGUUUGUGUACGUAUCAGUCUUGUUGUUUAUUUAAACUGAUCAAAUAUAAGUGAUUACUAAGCGAUAUAACACAUUCACUGUAUUUGUAAAACUUUAAAGAAUCUUUAAAAAUGUUGAAAGCCGUAAUUCUUAUUGGAGGACCUCAAAAAGGUACCCGCUUCCGACCCUUAUCUCUCGAUACACCGAAGCCACUCUUCCCUAUCGCUGGACUUCCCCUCAUACAGCAUCACAUAGAAGCAUGUGCCAAGCUGGAAGAAUGCAAGGAGAUCUUAAUCAUAGGCGCGUACACAACCAACACAAUGAUGCAGUUUGUCAAUGAUAUGCAGAAAGAAUAUCAUGUUAUUAUAAGAUACCUCCAAGAGUUCACACCCCUGGGUACGGGAGGUGGGCUCUAUCACUUCAGAGACCAGGUCCGGGCCGGCAAUCCCGCUGCAUUCUUUUUACUCAACGGUGAUGUUUGUGCAGACUUCCCUUUGAAAGAGCUGUGGCAUUUCCAUGAAGAGAGACCCAAUGCUUUGGUAACAAUAAUGGGUACAGAAGCGACACGCCAGCAGUCUGUCCACUACGGUUCCAUGGUACGCGACAGCGCCACGAAGUCGGUCUCUCACUACGUGGAGAAACCCAACAGCUAUGUCUCAACACUCAUCAACUGUGGAGUGUAUGUCUGUUCGCUACAAGUCUUCCAUACCAUGGCCGACGCGUUUCAGAAGAAACAGGAUGGGUUUUAUAGUGGUAAUGGUCAAGGCUCCCCACACCCUGGUUACAUGUCAUUUGAGCAAGAUGUGUUGAUGCCCCUCGCUGGGACCAACAAGCUGUAUGCUAUGCAGGUAACUACCUGGUGGUCCCAAGUGAAGACAGCAGGCUCUGCGAUCUACGCCAACCGUCACUACUUAGAGCUCCAUAGAGACCGAGUGACUAAAGACAACCCUUGCACGAUACUACCCGAUGUUUUUGUACAUCCUACGGCUACUGUCGACUCUACUGCUGUGAUUGGCCCUAACGUAUCCAUUGGAGCUGGCGUGACGAUCAAAGCUGGCGUCAGGAUCAAGGAGUCCAUCAUACUGAACAAUGCUACAGUACACGAUCAUGCCCUAGUUAUGUACUCCGUUGUGGGCCAAGAAGCGUCGGUGGGUGAGUGGUCCCGGGUAGAGGGCACCCCUUCGGACCCCGACCCUAACAAGCCCUUCGCUAAGAUGGACAACACGCCGCUAUUCAACACCGAUGGGAGACUCAACCCUUCCAUUACGAUACUGGGCGCAGGCGUUGUAGUUCCCGCUGAAACUAUCCUACUGAAUUCAAUAGUGUUGCCACACAAACAUUUAACAAGGAGCUUCAAACAUGAGAUUAUAUUAUAAUGUUAUAAAGGAAAUUGUUUUAUAUGACAUAACGAAAUAAUUGAGACCUAAGAUAUUUUUGUAAUUUAGGUAAAAUUUAUUAGAUAAUCAAAUAAAAUAUAAUACUUGCUUCUUUUAUGAUUUUCCGGUCAUGUGGAAUACAAAUAGUACAACAAGUAAGUUUUAUGGAUUGAAACAAAAACACGAUGCUCAUAUUAACCUCUCAUAUCAAUUAUUUUUGUGACCUAGGCACCCAUUCGCAUAUUCGCAAAAUAAAUGAAUUGAAU
Molecule: messenger RNA, 1648 nt
Organism: Trichoplusia ni (cabbage looper)
Lineage: Eukaryota; Metazoa; Arthropoda; Insecta; Lepidoptera; Noctuidae
Gene: Gmppa
Product: mannose-1-phosphate guanyltransferase alpha-A
Exons: 9
Coding region: 138-1382 (414 amino acids)
Biological process (GO): biosynthetic process
Cellular component (GO): cytoplasm
Source: RefSeq, a predicted model, not a curated record